Messenger RNA from Anoplophora glabripennis (Asian longhorned beetle), 1882 nucleotides. RefSeq lists its product as uncharacterized. The record is from RefSeq and is a predicted model, not a curated record. NCBI's taxonomy places the organism in Eukaryota, Metazoa, Arthropoda, Insecta, Coleoptera, Cerambycidae. The coding region runs from base 280 to 1176 and encodes 298 amino acids. The transcript has a single exon.
AAAAAUCAACUAGUUCUUAUAUUAAAAACAUCUGAUUAUUAAAGGGUUGAAACAGCACUCAAAUAGUACAGAAAUUGGGAAGCUAUAUUUUAAAUUUAUAAAAUUUAGUCUGUGAAGAUAAAAUCCCCGUAAAAAUAGUGUGCAACGAUGACCUUCUUUGUGUUUAGUGGACAUUUCACGUUCGAAUCAAUACUAACAGUAUUGGAAACAUCAAGUGACUAGUGUGUGGUUUGUCCCGAGAAUUUUAAAGCGGACAAAACGAAAUUUCUUCGAAAUCCAAUGUCUAACCAAGACAAAGGGGAGCAUUCUCGCAGGGACGAGCCUAACGAGGACGAGAAACCUUUGAAGAAGGCCCGCUACGUUUGGGAAGUGAAGGGUAAAUAUCACUUGAAAGAUACUUACAAAAACAAUAAUACUGUCAAUAAAAAUAACAACACCGAGGCUGGAUUAAGUGACAGUAACAAAAAGUGCGUCGACAAUAAGAAGCACGACGACAAAGAAGGGGCUACCGUAAAAAAACAAAAUGAAAGUUGUAGUUCAAACAAAUGUUGCAUCGAAUCCUUUCUGGCAAAAACUGAGGCUAUCAUGGACAGCGACGUGGAUGAAGACGACGUGCCGGUGAGCAAUUUGGACUGUAAUAUUUUAAAGGAAAUACCAGUUACUUUAGUGUCGCCCAUGCCGAGGAACCAGGAUUAUUAUUUGAGAAAAUGGCAGGCCAGGCAAAUAGCUAGAGGUUUUGUUGACAACACCAUAAACACGGUGUUGGAGACUUGGAUAAAUCCUCCGUUCGACGCAGCCGAUUUUGUAGAAAACUGCGACAACGACGGGCAGGUUGAGGACGAUGCCAUACUGAUGGCGAUACAGUCGCACGGGUUGCAAUCUAACGCGCGCGGAAAUGUUCAAUUCUCGAGUUCCGCUGACGAACGGGAGAUAGCGUUCGUCCGCAAUCCCGAAAUCGAAGAGUCGACACUCGACAACUUCGAAAACUAUCAAAACGAACUAAUUAAAGAGCAAGAAAACGUUUCCAGUUCUAGCAAUGGGGAUUCGAUGAGUUGCGACUCCAGUAUUUCCAAUCCAGGGGAAGGCGAAAGCUUAGACAUAGGCGAUCCCAUGGAUUUUUUAAAUGCAGCUGUAUCGGUGGCCAUACAGAAGAAGGGCCUGUCGUAUGGUUACUAAAUUAGUACUCAAGAGAAGACUGCUUUUUGUUAAACGAAGUAUUCCUAAAAUGCACCGAGUAAUUUUCAUGACAAAUAAAUUAUAUCAGAGGUCAAACGGUAAUUAAUAUUUUCUUUUUAGCUACUGCGAACACAUAUCAAGAUCUAUUUUAAUUUUUUGCUGCUUUAAAAACAUAUAGUAUUACAUACGACCUUUUAAAAACUGUAAUUUCUAUUCAAAGGGACUUUUUUUUAUCCUCAACUUAGUAAUAAUAAUAAUUCUAGUUCCUAAAAUAAAGAAUGAAUUUAUGAAGUGCAUUUUAGAGUUUUUUAAUUGUUAAUAAGCUAUUUACUUAUAAAAUCUAUGAAACGCAGUAGUAUUUUUUAUAUUGUUUUCCUAAUUGUUCAAAAAAUAUAUAUUAAACAAUAUUCAGUCAAGUUCUUAAAUCUAAAUUGUGUUUUUAAUAUUAGUAGCGUUCUGUAUUGACGUCUGGUUAUUCUAGAUGUCAUUGCCCUUUAAUUAUUUUAAUUAAAAAAGGACAAAACACAUCCAGAGCAUCCAGACGUCAAUACCGAACGCUAUUAGGGUUUUGGAAACAUGUAGAUAAAUUUGUUUUCGAUAUACAUACGAUAUAAUAAUUACGCACAAAGAUAUUUGUUAAAUAUCUCAGUAAAAUAAUUUAUUUAUAUUUUUGUACUAUUUCUUUCCAUUACAUAUUUAACAGUCA